AAAACAAAAUGGCUCUCUCCAGAAGACCAUCAUACAGAAAAAUUCUCAGUGACUUGUCUUUGGAUGCCCCAGCAGUCACAAAAAUCGAGGAAGCACCAACUGAAAAGGAGGCUUCUCCGAAUUUUACAACAGCGCCACCUUCUAUCGUUCAGACCAACUCAGGGCAGUACAUCUCUGUUAACCAAGGUGGACCCACCCAGCUCGCCAGUCCUGGGAGAGAUGGCAUGCAGGGUCGGCAGGCUGUGGCUAUGCCGAAUUCAGGAAUGUCACCGCCUGCUGCCACCGUCCUGCAGCACACUGGCCAGUCCGGAGACAUGGCACAUCAGUAUUUCAUGCCAGGAAAAAAAAUGGUUGUUCAAGCCGCCACGGGAGACAUGUCAGCCUACCAGCUCUGCAGCCCCACGUCCAGCCUGCCGCAGGGCGUGAUGAUGGCGGUGUCGCCAGCCUCCCUGCACAGCCCACAGCAGCUGGCCGAGGAGGCCACACGGAAACGGGAGCUCAGACUCCUGAAGAACAGGGAGGCUGCCAGGGAGUGUCGCAGGAAGAAGAAAGAAUACGUCAAGUGUCUCGAAAACCGGGUGGCCGUGCUGGAGAACCAAAACAAGACUCUCAUCCAGGAACUCAAAGCACUGAAAGACCUCUAUUGCCACAAAACGGAAUAGCCAUUGGUCUGGCGUGGGAGCCAAACGGACAGCUAAAGGCGGAUAAGAGUGUGGUUUCAUAGUUCGCCAAUAGCAUUUGGGACAGAAAGAGCUUGUAAUCCUGUGUCAUGUCCCUGCUUGUGGCCUCAGUGUUUUAAACAGAAGCGUUGUGAACCCCGGGUCCACGUGUUGAAGCUCCGUAGCUUCCGUGUGUGUGUGACAGUCAUGCCGCGCCUUGUCUCGCACACUUGUGUCUCCACGUGAAAAAAAACUGCGUAGUCGCCCCGGCUGUUGCGCCCCACGGCCAAUCCGAGCGGCCCUCAGGAGCUAUUACAGUACCCCACCUGCAGUCCCACCUCGCCUCACUAGAGUUCCACAACAAGGCGUUAAGAGAUGAGCUUUGGGGCAUGCACGUGACUCAGAAUCAGAAUAGGUCAGUCCAAUUGGAAUACCGGACAGGCACCCUCUCUGUUUUCCCUAUUGGUCUCUAUAACGUAUCAUUCCACUGAUUGUAAACAUUUUUUAACUUAUGCUAAAAUGAAAAACAACAAAAAUCCCCCACUGUAAAUUAAGACAGUACACUUUGUGAAAUGUCCCCUCUUUAUAUGCUUUGUUUCAGCACCAAAAGGAAUUUUCUUGAUGUUCUUCGCUUGCAGAAUGAUCACAAAUAUGAGAAAACAAUUUGUUAAAUGUUUGUUAAAUGAGUUUACCCCAAAAAGGGCUUCUUAAGUCGACUACAGUGUCCUCACUGCACUGGAUGUUAGAGUUAGCAUGCUAUAUGGGACCCCCAGAAUGUAGAGGAAUCUCAGCAAAACUUUCCAUGGCAUCUUUCUACUUUAUGGUAAACAACCAGCACAUUGCACCUCUGAGAGGAGUUUUCUAUUCAAAAGUAUUAUUUUAACAUGCAUUUAACAUUUAUUUAUUUGGUUGGGUUAAUGAUUAAUAGAAUAGUGGCUCUGCUAAUGCUGUAUGUACUGUAGGUGUUACGUGAAAUCACAGUAUUUCUGUAAGGAAGAACAGAUUGAGCGUUUGCAGCGUGCGUAAAUGUGUUUGCAUUCGGCCACGAGAAAAAAGGGAGUUACGCACAUACGUCUCCAUGAACAUUUGCUUCCGGGGCUUUUAGUAGAUGUGUGAAUUUGUUGUGCGGAAAUUGCUGUGGCCUUGUUGCUUAAAUGAUGGCGGCAUUUUCACAUUUUUACUGACGACCUUGUUUUCCAAGUUUAAGUGCAUUUCAUUAAUUAUACGUUCUUUCCAAAAAAUAAACAAAUAAAAAAAUAAAAAAACACACAAUCUUUUCAGAAAAAUGGUGUAAAAUGCAUCACAUUGUGCCUGUGUAGUCAUGUAAAAUGCUUUGUUCUACUGUUAUGUCACAAUAGUGUUAUUUUGUGGUUUUAUUUUCACAUAUUUGUGAGGAACAUUUCUGACAUUAAUUUGUCUCGGUAGGUGAAUGUCAGAUCUGGGAAAAAAUAUGUAAGCCUCAAAAUCAUAACAAGAGCCCUGACUUAAUUUGAAGCCAUCUUUGAAAUCGGUAGUUGUUUUGCAUGUGUUGCUUUUUGCCAGUAAGCAGAGUUUCACGCUUGUACCGCGCAGAACCGUCUGAAUACGCACAAUCUAAGGUUGCCGCUGUACUUUCCAGUUUUGACUUGCACUCGGACACUCGUUCUGCCGGCUCCGUUUGCCCUCGCGGGCUCUGACCGAAUGAAACCCAAAACACCAUGGUUUGGAUGUGCGAUCGCUUCUUGAGCGAGGCAGCAGAACCAGCGUGUCUUCGGAGGAUGGAACGUUCAUCUCCCGCCCCCGCCACACCCGCCGGCCCCUCGCUGCUGCCCUUCCCUGGCACCUCAUCACACCAAAAUGCUGCCUCGUCAAGUCUAGAACACGGCUUUCUAACAAACCGCUGAAGAUAUAUUUGUACAACUCUCAAAAAAAAAAAAAAAAAGGUAUGCGGUAAGUGUCCCUUAUAUCUUAUAUUUGCGUUUUAACCACUUUCAAUGGUUUGUGCUUUCAAAUGAGCAAAAAAUGUUGAUUAAACAAUAUGUCUCUCAUAA
This is a messenger RNA of Anguilla anguilla (European eel), 2689 nucleotides long. RefSeq names its product cAMP-responsive element modulator-like. Gene Ontology annotation, molecular function: DNA-binding transcription factor activity, RNA polymerase II-specific; RNA polymerase II cis-regulatory region sequence-specific DNA binding; protein binding. Lineage: Eukaryota; Metazoa; Chordata; Actinopteri; Anguilliformes; Anguillidae. The record is from RefSeq and is a predicted model, not a curated record. Bases 9 to 662 code for a protein of 217 amino acids. Gene Ontology annotation, cellular component: ATF4-CREB1 transcription factor complex; nucleus. The transcript has 5 exons. Gene Ontology annotation, biological process: regulation of transcription by RNA polymerase II.